This is a messenger RNA of Argentina anserina (silverweed cinquefoil), 3378 nucleotides long. RefSeq names its product disease resistance protein At4g27190-like. The coding region runs from base 150 to 2978 and encodes 942 amino acids. Lineage: Eukaryota; Viridiplantae; Streptophyta; Magnoliopsida; Rosales; Rosaceae. Gene Ontology annotation, molecular function: ADP binding; protein binding. The transcript is spliced from 2 exons. The record is from RefSeq and is a predicted model, not a curated record.
ACGAUGUGGAACCCUCUGAUGUACGGCACAGGAAGAGAAGUUUCGGAGAGGCUUUCCAGAAUCAUGAAAGCUCCGGACGAUACACAUCAGACAAGGUGCAGCGGUGGAAAGAAGCUUUAAACAGAGUGGCUAGUUUCUCUGGUUGGGAUAUGAAGAAUUACAAGACGGAUGGAGAACUUGUGGAUGAAAUUGUGGAUUUUGUGCGCAAAAAGAUUCAACCUUGUGGAAUAAGUAAGUUCUUGUUGUCCACCAGAGAUUUUGAAGAAUUUGAAUCGAGACAGGAGGCUACAAACAACGUUAUGGAGGCACUUACAGAUGCUGAGGUCACUGCCAUUGGGGUCUACGGUAUGGGAGGGGUGGGGAAGACAACCCUGGUUAAACGUGUUGCUUCACUUGCACACGAUAAUGGAGUUCUUAACCUUGUGAUUCUUGCCCCCAUAUCCAAAAGCCCGAACUUCAAACAGAUUCAACAGACAUUGGCAGAGCAGCUGGACUUUAAACUCCAGUGGGAGACAGAAACUAGAAGAGCCGCUGACUUGCAUGACAAGAUUAUGAGCAAAACUAAAAUCCUUAUAAUCCUAGAUGACAUCUGGGAAAUGAUUGAUUUGUCAAGAAUUGGGAUUCCUAGCUAUGAGGAGCUCAAAAAAUGCAAUUCUAAAGUCUUAUGUACUACGAGAAGGUUGCAUGUUUGUAAUACAUUGAAGAGCCAAACAAGCAUUCCUCUCAAUAUCUUAUCAGAACAAGAAUCCUGGAAGUUGUUUGUAAAAAGUGCAGGAAGGUCUUUUGAAUCCCCCAACUUUGAAAAUGUAGCGAGGAAGGUAGCUCGAGAAUGUGGGGGUCUACCGAUUGCAUUGUUAGCAGUUGCAAGGGCGCUCAGAGGUAAAGAGUUGGAAGAAUGGAAUAACGCAUCUCGAAGACUAGCCAAGUCACAAUCGGCAACCUUCGAUGACAAGCCAGAUGCCUUUGAAUGUAUAAAGUUUAGCUAUGAUUAUUUGAAAGAUGAGGAUUCCAAGUCAUGUUUCUUGCUCUGUUGCCUAUUCCCAGAAGAUUAUGAAAUAAAAAUAGAAGACUUGUUAAGGUAUACGGUGGGAAGAAGAUUCUUUCGAGAUGCCGAAACAAUGGAAGAAGCUAGAGGCACAUUAGUUUCAAUAGUCAAGUACCUGAAAGACUCUAGCUUGCUUUUGGAUGGCCAGGGAAAUAUAUACGUAAAGAUGCAUGAUGUCAUUCGAGAUGCAGCCAUUCAUAUUGCGACAUCUGAACGUCAGUUUUGGGUGAAAGCUCGCAUUGGUUUAGAGUGUUGGCCGCGCGGACUAGAUCAAGGUUGUACUGCUAUUUCACUGAUGUGGAACCAAAUUAGCAAGCUUCCCAAAGAAGAGUUGGUAUGUCCUCGUCUCCAGAUUUUUUUACUAAAUGGAAAUGCUGCUUUAGAUGAUAUCCCAGAAACGUUCAUCAAAAGUCUUGCUGAUUUAUGGGUCUUUGAUGUCAGCUACACUAGUAUUUCCAUAUUACCCCAGUCAUUCAGUUUCUUGACCAACCUCCAAGCUUUGUAUUUAGAUCAUUGCAACAAAUUGAUUGACAUUUCUAUAGUGGGGAAACUUAAGAAUCUUGAAAUUCUUAGUGUGAGAAAAUGUCCUCUGAAUGAAUUGCCGAGAGAAAUAGAACAUUUGACCAACCUAAGGAUUUUGGAUACGAGUGGGGUCACAAUUCCAUGUGAAGUGAUAUCAAAAUUGCAUAAAUUAGAAGAACUGUACAUGGGUCACUGUGAAUUUCUGAACUUGGGGUGUGAAGCUGAGGGACGAGGAGAAGAAACCAAGAUUGGGUUCGGUGAGAUAGCUAGUUUAUCAAAUUUGAAAAGAUUGCAUGUCGGCAUACCUCAUCACAAAUGCAUCCCUAACGAUGUUGAAGCCAAACCAGAUUGGGAUUACUUUUCUAUAAUCAUCGGCAGGCCCGAACCCCUUUUUCUAAUAUCAGAAGAUCGGGAUUCAAGAUCAUUGUUUCUUUAUGGAGCAACCAUAAGCAUGUUACCUGAUUGGUUUAUCAACGCGGUGGCAAACAAAAUAGAGAAGCUAGAGUACAAUGACUGCGGAGGAUCCCUUGUUAUGGAGUAUGAUCGUGGGAGGUUACAUGAGCUCAAGCAUCUCGAAGUAAAAGGUGACUGGAAAGAAUUGGUCAACACAACAGAUCGAGUUCAAAAAGGACCAGUGUUGGAGAAGUUGGAGUACUUGUCUCUGGAAAAUCUCUUCCACCUUGAGGAAUUGUGUGUUGGACAUCUACCACUUGGGUCUUUGGUUAAUCUGAAGGUAUUGAAAAUAAGUGGUUGUGUGGUGAAAAAUGUAUCAAAAUUUGUACAAAGAUUGCCAAGUCUGGAGGAAAUAGAUUUAUCCGACACGGACAAAUUGGAAUCUGUGUUUGGAUGCGAAGGGUCUGGCCUGAAAGAAUCAAAAUUGAGAGAGGUGACAUUGUGUGGACUACCUUCAAUGAAGAGGAUUUGUAGUGGUUCUGCCCCACGCGUAAUGUUCCAGAGUAUUAAAAUUCUGACCAUAGAGGGUUGUAACCGGCUGCAAAUUCUGUUGGCAUCUGAUGUAGCCCAGUGUCUCUCUCAAUUGGAAGACCUUCAUGUAGCGGACUGCCUCUCGUUGGAAAGAGUAAUUGAAGAAGUGAAGAAAGAGAAGACGAUUUUACCAAAAUUGAAGACCUUGCUUUUGGAGGGACUUCCUAUGUUGUAUGGUGCAAGCAGCGAUACUGUUGAUAUCGAGUGUCCAUCAUUGGAAUACGUGGGCGUGGUGGAUUGCCCCCAUAUUUCAUUUUCAAUCUCUUAUUCCGAUCACUUGCAAUCCUUAGAAAGCGGGAACGGGUAUUCAGCCUCCGCUUCUGACUACUUUGGCAGCACCAACCCAGUCCGAGUACUCUAUGUUAUGCGCAGACGGGUAGAGCUUGUGGUGCCACCAAAUGAGAUUUGCAUCAUCCCACUUUUUUGAUAGCCCAAGACAUGGAGAUUUGACGAAGGAGAUCGGAUCCGGGUCUUCAAUUCUCGGGUUUCAGGUGACAGUGCUCAAUUGUUGAGUUUCAAACAGGUUACGCAGCUCCUCAGUCCUCUGGUGCUUCUAGGCGGCCGCAAAUCAAAAGCUUGGAUUGGUUAGUUCUUGACGUGGAGUUUAUGUGUGUUGGGUUCAUUUUCUCUUAAAAACAGAAUUUACAGAGAUUUCUUGUAGUCAUUGACUCAUUUGAGAGAAGCACUUGAUUGACGUUUUAAAGAACUCAAAGGAUAAUUGUAUCUGCAAGUACUGUUUUGUUGAAAGAAAGAAUUUUCUAAAGUAGUUCACUCAUUUUUCAUUGGGUACCUUGUGGCUGCAAAUCGAAUUGAUCUAAUAGAAACUU